Molecule: messenger RNA, 1111 nt
Organism: Dipodomys spectabilis (banner-tailed kangaroo rat)
Lineage: Eukaryota; Metazoa; Chordata; Mammalia; Rodentia; Heteromyidae
Gene: Cnbd1
Product: cyclic nucleotide binding domain containing 1
Exons: 10
Source: RefSeq, a predicted model, not a curated record
GCCUGUUCACAGAACAACGCAUGAACACAACAUUGUGUGGAAUAUGUUAAAGACAGUUCCUGAUUUAAGCUCUCACCUAGAUGAUCAACAUCUGAAAAAACUUAGUAGGAAAGUCACUUCCCAAACCUGGGUCAAAGGCAGCACAGUGAUUGGAGAUGAUGGAUUUUAUGUAAUCCUUAAAGGCAUAGCUCGACCUCGUACGAAGAUAUGUACAAAUCUGACUGAUAAAACUGGCUCAGUGUCCUUCCUACCUGAGAACAACACUAUUUUUGAUCUGCAGUUAAAAAGCUCUACACUUGCUGAGCUUUAUGUACCUAAAGGAAAUAUAGUGCUCAGACAAUGGAAUACCUUUGGAUCCCUUGAUGAAACAUCUGGUUCUGAUACAGAAAUAUUUCCAUUAUCUGUGGUGACAGAAGAAGAUUGUGAAAUUCUGAAAAUCUCAGCCAAGGAUUAUGCCAACUUUAAGACUGAAAAUUCAAAGUAUGAUAAAAUGCAAAAGAUGAAACUGAUUCGUAAGUGUCCUUAUUAUGAAAACUGGCCUACUUUAUCCAUAUAUGAACUAACUUCAUUCACUAAAUGGAAAAAAUUUCCUCCAGAUCAUGUGAUAGUGGAAAGUGGAGAAGUCAUUUCCUUUAUGGCAUUUAUUAAUUAUGGGUAUUGUAAUGUUUAUAGAAGCAUCGUGGGACUAGUAAAACAACCAUUAAACAAAGUGAAAAAAAUUCGAAAGCUCAUUUAUGUGGGUAGACUAAAUGAGAAGGAGUCCUUUGGUGAGAUUAGCAUUCUUCUCCAAGUUCCUGUUACAUGCACAAUCAUUACUGGAACAGAGGUAGAGAUGGCAAUCAUUGAAGAUGAAGACAUAUUUGGAAAAAAUUUAGAUUAUGUGACCAGGCAACUUAUGAUCCAAACAGCUAAACCAACUUUUGGCCAUCUGAAAGAAGAAGAUGUCAAAUAUGAAUAUAUACAAAAAGAACAACAGAAAGAAUGGAAACAUUUUAAGGAUAUUACCUUAAACAAAUCUUUGUUUCAUAAUGGAAUUGUUCCAGGCUUUGGUAGAUGGACUCAUGAGUGGCCAAGCAUUCCCAGGAAUCUCAAGAAUAUUCUCAUUGAUUAA